AUGCUGAUAAGAAGAAAAGAUUUCACGAAAACGAUUGAUAUAAGUCCUUCACAUAAUGGUGAGAAUUCAUUAGAUGAUCUUGGAUCAACAAGUAGUGAACCAACAACACGAGCACCAUUAGGUUUAACAACAAAUCUUAACACAAAUGAACAUUUUCAUAUUGAUUUUCAAAAUUGUUUUCCUCAACAACAACAACAUCAUUAUCAUCAUACGAUUAAAUCAACAACAGACAUGAUUGAUUCAGGAUCAACAACUAUUUUAAGAGAUUAUCAUUCACUUUAA
Messenger RNA from Rotaria sordida, 282 nucleotides. Lineage: Eukaryota; Metazoa; Rotifera; Eurotatoria; Philodinida; Philodinidae. The record is from the annotation of a GenBank genome assembly.